Messenger RNA from Phyllopteryx taeniolatus (common seadragon), 16897 nucleotides. RefSeq names its product kalirin-like. Gene Ontology annotation, cellular component: cytoplasm. Gene Ontology annotation, molecular function: protein kinase activity; ATP binding; protein binding. Lineage: Eukaryota; Metazoa; Chordata; Actinopteri; Syngnathiformes; Syngnathidae. Gene Ontology annotation, biological process: protein phosphorylation. The record is from RefSeq and is a predicted model, not a curated record.
GGAGGUUGGACGGGGAACAAUAGAGAAGGAGCGCCGCCAGCCUUCAGGCUCCAAACAAACGCAGAAGGCGACAGAAAGCGAGCUCGGGAGCGGGAUGGAGGCCACCUAAAGUGGACCCUGGUCAUGUGAGGACUAACACCGAGUGUUUUUUUUUUUUUUUUUUUUUUUUUUUGUUCCCCCGCGCCUGUCUUUUGUUUGGACUCAUUUCUCGGUGGGAUUGUGUCGAACCGAAAUCCGGCAUGAACCCCGCAGAAGCGGCCGAGGAGGCGCCCGGCGACCCCGACACUGAUGCGUUCUUCAAAACAGGGUCUCAGAGGACUGAAGGCAUCAAGGCAUCUGAUGUUCUGCCCGUCUUGAAGGAGAAAGUGGCCUUUGUGUCCGGUGGACGGGACAAACGAGGAGGACCCAUCUUGACUUUCCCUGCACGAAGUAACCAUGACCGAAUAAAACAGGAGGACCUGAGAAGGCUGGUCACAUACCUGUCUACUGUUCCCAGUGAGGAUGUGUGCAAACGAGGCUUCACUGUCAUCAUCGACAUGCGAGGCUCCAAGUGGGAGCUGAUCAAGCCUCUGUUGAAGACGCUUCAGGAGUUUUUCCCAGUCGAGAUCUGCGUGGCACUCAUCAUCAAACCUGACAACUUCUGGCAGAAACAGAAGACCAACUUUGGCAGCGCAAAGUUCUCCUUUGAAACCAGCAUGGUGUCAGUGGAAGGUCUGGCCAAGUUGGUGGAUCCCUCGCAGCUAACGGACGACUUUGAAGGCUCCCUGGACUACAACCACGAGGAGUGGAUGGACCUGAGAGUCUCCCUGGAGGAGUUCAUGUCCAAUGCGGUUCAUCUGCUGUCCCGACUGGAGGACUUGCAGGAGGUUUUGUCCAAGAAAGAAUUUCCUUCGGAUGUUGAAGGAUCUCGUCGGCUUAUUGAGGAGCAUACACAGCUGAAGAAGAAGGUGCUGAAGGCUCCAGUGGAAGAGCUGGACCAGGAAGGCCAGCGCUUGCUGCAGUGUAUCCGAUGUAGUGACGGUUACUCGGGAAGGAGCUGCAUCUCUGGCUCUGCUGACUUUCAGAGCCUAGUGCCCAAGGUGGCCAGUCUGCUGGACAAGCUCCACUCCACCAGGCAACAACUCCACCAGAUGUGGCAUGUCCGGAAGCUGAAGCUAGACCAGUGCUUCCAGCUACGACUCUUUGAGCAGGACGCAGAGAAGAUGUUUGACUGGAUCAGCCACAACAAAGAGUUGUUUCUACAGAGCCAUACUGAGAUCGGCCGAGCAUACCAACAUGCCGCCGAGCUGCAGACGCAACACAACCACUUUGCCAUGAACUCUAUGAACGCUUACGUCAAUAUCAACAGGAUCAUGUCGGUAGCGAGUCGCCUGACAGAGGCGGGACACUACGCCUCCCCACAGAUUAAACAGAUCUCAAGUCAGCUGGACUUGGACUGGAAAAGCUUCGCCGCUGCUCUCGAUGAACGCUCAACCAUACUCGCCAUGUCUGCCGUUUUCCACCAGAAAGCGGAACAGUUCUUGUCGGAGGUAGAGGCGUGGUGCAAGGUCUGCAGUGAAGGGGGGCUCCCAACCGAGAUGCAGGAGCUGGAGCUGGCCAUCCACCGUCACCAGAGCCUCUACGAGCAGGUCACACAGGCCUACACUGAGGUGAGUCAGGAUGGAAAAGCUUUGCUGGAUGUCCUGCAAAGACCUCUGAGUCCCGGCAACUCAGAGUCUCUGACGGCCACCGCCAACUACUCCAAAGCGGUUCAUUGUAUACUUGAUGUUGUCCAUGAAGUGCUCCACCAUCAGCGCCGUCUGGAGAACAUUUGGCAGCACCGAAAGGUCCGACUGCACCAAAGACUGCAGCUGUGUGUCUUCCAGCAGGAUGUCCAGCAGGUGAUGGACUGGAUCGAAAACCAUGGCGAAGCUUUCCUCAGCAAGCACACUGGAGUGGGAAAGUCUCUUCAUCGAGCUCGAGCCCUGCAGAAACGGCAUGACGACUUUGAAGACGUCGCCCAGAACACAUAUACUAAUGCAGACAAGCUGCUGGAGGCGGCCGAGCAGCUGGCCCAGACGGGCGAGUGCGACCCGGAGGAGAUCUACAAGGCGGCGCGCCACCUGGAGGUUCGAAUACAAGACUUUGUACGCCGCGUUGAGCACAGGAAGCUGCUGCUUGACAUGUCCGUGUCCUUCCACACGCACACCAAAGAGCUGUGGUCAUGGAUGGAGGAGCUCCAGAAGCAGCUGUUGGAUGAUGUGAGCUGCGACUCUGUAGAUUCUGUGCAGACACUAAUCCAGCAGUUCCAGCAGCAGCAGACAGCCACGCUGGAGGCCACGCUCAAUGUCAUCAAGGAGGGCGAGGAACUUAUGCAGCAGCUCAGAGAUGCAGCCAUGUCCACUAACAAGACGCCGCAUUGCAGUUCCAUUGCUCACAUCCAGGGUGUGCUGCAGCAGUUGGAUGAGGCCCAGGGCCAGAUGGAAGAGCUGUUCCACGAACGAAAAAUCAAACUCGACAUCUUCCUCCAGCUACGUGUCUUCGAGCAGUACACCAUAGAGGUGACGGCCGAGUUAGACGCCUGGAACGAGGACCUGUCUCGUCAGCUGAACGACGUGGGUCGCUCAAGCAGCAGCAGCGCCAGUAGCGGUGGUAGCGGCGGAAGCAGUAGCGCCCCCUCUGGCGGGGCGGAGGACAUUGGCCUGGCUGAACAGAGGCUGAAGAGGCACGCUGAGAGAAAGGCGGCCAUGAACAACAUGACCUAUGAAGUGAUGCAGCAGGGCCAGGACUUGCACCAGUACAUCAUGGAGGUGCAGGCCUCAGGCAUCGAGCUGACGGGGGAGAAGGACAUGGACUUGGCCUCUCAGGUCCAGGAACUGCUGGAGUUCCUGCACGAGAAGCAGCAGGAAGUGGAGCUCAGUGCCCAGCACACGCAUACUCGACUGGAGCAAAGCCUGCAACUGCGUCACUUGCAGGCCGAGGUCAAACAGGUGCUCGGAUGGAUCCGUAAUGGCGAGUCCAUGUUGAACGCCAGCAUGGUGAAUGCCAGCUCGUUGUCUGAGGCAGAGCAGCUGCAGAGGGAGCACGAACAGUUCCAGAUGGCAAUUGAGUCUCUUUUCCAUGCUAACUCCCUCCAGAAGACCCAUCAGAGUGCUCUGCAAGUCCAGCAGAAAGCAGAGAUGAUGCUUCAGGCCGGCCACUAUGACCCAGAGGCCAUUCGCAGCUGCGCUGAGAAGGUGGCAGUCCACUGGCAGCAACUGAUGCUGAAGAUGGAGGACCGCCUGAAGCUCGUUAACGCCUCGGUGGCCUUCUACAAGACCUCCGAACAGGUUUGCAGCGUUUUGGAAAGCCUAGAGCAGGAAUACCGAAGGGACGAGGAUUGGUGCGGAACUCACGAAAAAGUGGGAACGCCGGCCGACUGUGACCACCUCAUGCCUCUUAUCAGCAAACACCUGGAACAGAAAGAAGCCUUCCUCAAGGCGUGCACACUGGCCCGGAGGAAUGCAGAGGUUUUCCUCAAGUACAUCCACAGAAACAACGUGAGCAUCCCAGGAGCUGCGAGUCAUGCCAGAGGGCCUGAGCAGCAGGUCAAAGCUAUUCUGAAUGAGCUGCUGCAGAGAGAGAACAGAGUCCUGCAUUUCUGGACUCUGAAGAAGAGAAGACUGGACCAAUGUCAGCAGUACCUUGUCUUUGAACGCAGCGCCAAGCAGGCUCUAGAAUGGAUCCAGGAGACGGGAGAGGUUUACCUGGCCACGCACGUGUCAUCUGGUGACAGCAGCAAGGAAACACAGCAGCUCCUCAAUGACCAUCAUCACUUUAGAUUCACUGCCAAGCAAACAAAGGAGAAGGUGAAGCUCCUCAUCCAGUUGGCCGACAACCUGGUGGAGAAAGGCCAUGUCCAUAUUUUGGAGCUGAAGCGCUGGGUGAGCACUGUAGACCGCUGCUAUCGUGACUUCUCCUUGCGAAUGGCCAAGUACCAGGAAAGCCUGGAGAGGAGCCUGGGCGUCUCCUCCGAGGACAACAAGGACUUAGAGUUGGAUAUUAUUCCCGCCAGUUUAUCGGACGACCCCGAGAUCAAACUGCGGGAGCCUAACGAUGAGGUCAACGAGGAGAAGAGGAAGUCAGCGAGGAAAAAAGAGUUCAUCAUGGCCGAGCUGCUGCAGACAGAGAAGUCCUACGUCAGAGAUCUCCAGGAAUGUCUGGAGACAUACUUGUGUGAGAUGACGAGGGGCGCGGACGAGAUCCCGCCUGCCAUUGCCAACAAGGAGCACAUCAUCUUCGGCAACAUGCAGGAGAUCUACGACUUCCACAACAAUAUUUUUCUGAAGGAGCUUGUCAACUAUGAGCAGCUUCCAGAGGAUGUGGGCCACUGCUUUGUCACCUGGGCUGAUAAAUUCCACAUUUAUGUGGAUUACUGCAAGAACAAACCGGACUCUAGCCAACUCAUCCUAGAGCACGCCGGCACCUUUUUUGAUGACAUCCAGCAGCGACGUGGCCUGGCUAACUCCAUCUCGUCUUACCUCAUCAAACCAGUGCAAAGAAUCACCAAGUACCAGCUACUGCUCAAGGAGUUGCUGUCAUGUUGCGAGGAGGGCAAAGGUGAGAUUAAAGAUGGUCUGGAGGUCAUGCUCAGUGUCCCCAAGAGAGCCAAUGACGCCAUGCACCUCGCCAUGUUGGAAGGUUUUGAGGAGAACUUGGAGGUGCAAGGCGAGCUGAUCCUGCAAGACAGUUUCCAGGUUUGGGAUCCACGCUCACUGAUCCGAAAGGGACGUGACAGACACCUCUUCCUGUUUGAGUUCUCGCUGGUCUUUAGCAAGGAAUUCAAGGACUCGGCAGGCAGGACCAAGUACCAGUACAAACACAGACUACUAACAUCAGAGUUGGGGGUGACGGAGCAUAUAGAAGGCGACCCAUGUAAAUUUGCGCUCUGGGCCGGGCGAACCCCCUCCUCGGACAAUAAAACCGUACUGAAGGCUUCCAGUGUAGAAGCCAAACAGGAGUGGAUAAAGAACAUCAGGGAGGUGAUCCAGGAGAGAAUGACUCAUCUGAAAGGGGCCCUAAAGGAGCCAGUUCAGCUACCCAAAACGGCAACACUCACCAAACCUCGCAAUAAUGCCAAAAGGGAUGGAGGCGAGGACGGUGAUAGUCAGGGAGACGGCAGCAGCCAACCGGACACAAUCUCCAUUGCAUCCAGAACCUCGCAGAACACAGUGGACAGUGACAAGCUCUCUGGUGGUUGCGAGUUGACGGUGGUCCUGCAGGACUUCACGGCAGGAUGUAGCAGCGAGAUAUCCGUCAGCACUGGCCAGACGGUGGAGCUGCUGGAGAGGCCCAGCGAGCGGCCUGGCUGGUGUCUGGUCCGGACCACCGAACGCAGCCCGCCUCAGGAGGGUCUUGUCCCCAGUUCUACACUGUGUGUGUCCCACUCGCGCUCCAGUGUGGAGAUGGACUGCUUCUUCAACUCAGGGAAAGAAAACUAUCCUGUCAGCGGCUCCGAUGGGAAAACAGAGUCGGUGGCGAACCUCCAGCCGCAGCCGUCCCUCAGCUCACUGCAGUCCAACUCGCCAGGACCCAAACGCUCUGGAAACACGCUCCGGAAAUGGCUGACCAAUCCCGUGCGACGCCUCAGUCACGGCAGCUCGGUUAAGAAACUCCCCAAUAACAAACAGAAGAAGACGGGUCCUGUGGGAGGAAGAGAUGACAGCCGGAAGGGACAGCUUGACCUUAACCCGCAGGAUGACAUCAUCGAUGAGCACAUCCUUGGCAAGGAUAGUAACCUCCUCUCCAAGACGCCGUCCGGCAUGCAGAGCGGCGGCGAGGAGGAGCAGGAUGAGGAGGCGCACACACCCCUGCCUCCGCCCAUGGAGAUCAUCAAGGACCCAUCGGCCCAGGAUGACAAGUCGUCGUCCUUGCUAACGUCUCUGCAGUUGUCCUCUGAGGUGCCCUGCGCCGCCGAGCUGGUUAGCGCCAUAGAAAAACUGGUUAAAACCAAGAUGACCUUAGAACCAGGAGCCCACCCGGUCUUCUCCUCACUCUCUCCCCCGGAACAAAGCACUCCAGUCCUGCCCCAGGUCCCCGAGCUGGAAGAGAGAGCCAAAGCCAUGAAGGGGCGCAUGUUUGUUCUUGACGAGUUGAUACAGACAGAGAAGGACUAUGUCAAAGACUUGGGCAUCGUGGUUGAGGGUUUCAUGAAGAGGAUAGAGGAAAAAGGCGUUCUGGAUGACAUGAAAGGAAAAGAGAAGAUCGUCUUCGGGAACAUCCAUCAAAUCUUUGACUGGCACAGAGACUUCUUUGUGGGAGAGCUUGAAAAAUGUCUGGAUGACCACGAGCACCUUGCUGAGCUCUUCAUCAAACAUGAGAGACGACUACACAUGUACGUGGUCUACUGUCAGAACAAACCCAAGUCUGAGUUCAUUGUAGCAGAAUAUGACAAUUAUUUUGAUGGGGUCCAGCAGGACAUUCAGUCCCGGUUGACCAUUAGCGACUUCCUUAUCAAACCAAUCCAAAGAAUCACCAAAUACCAGCUGCUACUGAAGGAUUUCCUGAAGUACAGUUCUAAGGCGGGAAUGGACUGUGAACAAAUAGAGCAAGCAGUGGAUCUGAUGUCUCAGGUUCCCAAACUAUGUAACGAUAUGAUGAACUUAGGUCGCCUACAAGGAUACGAGGGCAAGCUAACCAGUCAGGGCAAGCUGCUGCAGCAGGAGACUUUCUUUGUGACCGAGCAGGACGCCGGCGUCUUGUCGCGCUCAAAAGAACGGCGGGUGUUCCUCUUCGAGCAGAUCGUCAUCUUCAGUGAGCUGCUCAGGAAAGGCUCGUCCACGCCCGGAUACCAGUUCAAAAAGAGCAUCAAGGUGUCUUACUUGGGUCUGGAGGAGAGCGUGGACAACGACCUGUGUAAGUUCGUCUUGUCGUGUCGCGGCUCGUCGGAGCGGUUCACCCUACAGGCGGCCAAUGUUGACAUCAAGCAGGUCUGGAUCGGACAAAUCCAGGCACUGCUGGAUGCUCAAAACAACUUCUUGUCCGCACUCGUGUCUCCCAUCGAGUACCAGCAGAAACGAGGCGGCAGCUCGUCGCUGACCAGAAACCGCUCAACCGCCAGCAAUCGCUCAAACACACCCUCUCACAGCCGGCCCUCGUCGGCGGUCGGCCUCGGCGAAAAGGAAAGCGAGAGAGGGCGGAGUCAGUUGACCACGUCCACCUCCAACGGCGGCACAUCGUGCUUCGACUCUAGGGAGAGCAGCGGCGGCUGCUGCAACGGCGCUUUGUCCACCAUGCGCGUCACUCAGGACUACUCGGCGCUCAAGGAGAAUGAGAUAUGCGUCAGUCAGGGCGAGACUGUGCAGAUCCUGGCGACCAAUCAGCAGAACAUGUACCUCGUUUACCAACCAGCAGACAGCCAGUCGCCCGCCGCUGAGGGCUGGGUGCCGGGGCACGUCCUGGGCCCGGCCCACAAGCCCUUAAAAGACUCCUCCUCGGCCACGUCCUUCUCUGCGGCAGUGGCCGACACCAACAACAUCAAGAAGUCUCUAUCGUGGAACACGCUGCGCGCCAGGAAGCGCGCCGAAGCCAAGGAGGUCUCGGCAUUGGGGGUCAGAGGUCAGGAGAAUGGCCUGCUGCGUAAGACAAAAGAAACCACGCCCCCUCCCCCGCUGCUCGCCUCCCCUGUUGCCAGGGCGAAGGGCAAAGAGGUUCACACCUCGGAUGAAUCCGACUGUGACGACGACCUCGACCCAAAGACUGGCAUGGAGCUUCUCAACCCAAACUUCAUCCAGGAAGUGGCUCCAGAGUUCCUGGUGCCGCUCUCGGACGUGGCGUGUGCGUUCGGGGAGACGGUGGUCCUCUGCUGCAAAGUGUGUGGACGACCCAAACCCGCCGUCACACUGAAGGGCCCCGACCAGAACCUGGUGACCAGCAACAGCCGUUUCACCAUAGACAUCAGGGACACUGGCGACAUCUUGUUGAAGAUAUGUAACCUGAUGCCGCAGGACACUGGCAUCUACACUUGUGUCGCCAUCAACGACCACGGCUCGGCCUCCUCAUCCGCCUCCAUCAAAGUGCAAGGUAUCCCAGCAGCCCCUGGGAGACCCGUGGCUCAGGAGGCCAGCAGUACAGCCGUGAUGCUCCACUGGCCGCCUCCGGCUUCUUCUGUUCACUGCGCAGUCAGCAGCUACACGGUGGAGUAUCGCCAGGAAGACUCGCUGCUAUGGCAGCAAGUGUCCAGCAGCAUGGAGGAGUGUGUUCAGAUCGACACCCAUCCUGGCGGUCACUACCAGUUCAGAGUGAGAGCUUCCAACCGCUGGGGGCUCGGUCCGCCAUCUGAGCCCUCCAAUAUGGUUUCACUGUCCAGCAGUAACUCUGCUUAUGACGGAACAGGAAUCCAGUGGAAAGAAAACUUUGAGUCGACAUUCUCUGAGAUUUGUGAGAUUGGAAGGGGACGUUUCUCAGUGGUGCGAAAAUGUCUCAACAAAUCCACAAAGAAAGAGGUGGCGGUGAAGUUUGUGAGCAAGAAAAUGCAAAAGAAGGAGCGGGUGGCUCAUGAGGCCGACAUCCUCCAACAUGUGCAUAACCACCAGCUGGUGUCACUGUUGGACACCUAUGAGUCCCCCACAUCACUGAUGCUGAUCCUGGAGCUGCUGGAGGAUGGUCGUCUCCUUGACUACCUGGUCGCCCACGAUGAGUUGAUGGAGGAGAAGGUGGCCUUCUUUAUCCGAGAAAUACUGGAAGCCCUGCAGCACCUUCACACCUGCCGAGUUGCGCACCUGGACCUGAAGCCUGAGAACAUCAUGGUGGAUCUUCACUCUCCCAUACCGUGCAUCAAGCUCAUUGAUCUUGGAGAUGCUGUCCAGCUGUCGGCACACCGUCAGUACGUCCAUUUGUUGCUGGGAAACCCAGAGUUCGCUGCACCCGAGCUCAUCUGCGGCACCCCGGUCUCUGUCGCCACCGACGUUUGGAGUGUCGGUAUCAUGGCUUACGUCAUGCUCAGCGGUGUGUCACCCUUUCUCGACGAGUCUCCUGAGGAAACUUGCGUCAACAUCUGCCGUCUUGACUUUUGCUUCCCGGACGAUUACUUCAGGGAUGUGAGCCAAGCGGCAAGGGAUUUCGCGUCCUCUGCGCUCCAACAGGAUCCGAGGAAGAGGCCAACCGCUACCUCCUGUUUGCAGCACCCGUGGGUGGGCCGUGGAGGCAUUCACGGCGGGGAGUACUCCAAGACACCUCUGGACACAACGCGAUUGGCCACGUUUAUUGAUCGAAGAAGACAACUUCAUGAUGUGCGUCCCAUCACUAACAUCAAGGGACUGGUUAGCAACAGUAUGGGGAAACUCGCUGUGACGAAGACGAGUGUUUGAACCUGCCACAAGAUCGGAAACAUAUUUUCUGGAUCGAACUAUCGAAUUUCUUUAUUAAUAUAUGGGGUGCCUAAAUCAUGGAUGUGUUGGCUAUUACUGGCCUUUCCGACACCUCAGUACUCAAUGAAAAUGUCGCCUUUCCUUUCUUCUGUUAUGUUGAUACAUUGUUUUAACCUUGAAGCUGGUACGAGAGCUGCCUGGUCCCCAAAGAUGUUUGCCUUUGUUUUCAAAGACACUGUGAAUGCUUUUGGACAAAAGUUGUGUUUGCCUCUGGUCCUUGAACCUGCUGAAUGAUUUCACCUAAGGACAACGUUCUGUUGCUUACCAACACUCAGAAAAAAAGAUCAGCACCAAGGUUGCUCCAGUAUUUUUUUUUUUCCAGAGAAAUCGUGGCCAUCUGGUGUGUGUUGCCAUUCUAGGACAAAAGGAGAUGAUCUUCGUCCCAGGUCUUUAAACCUGACUACAGUUGUUUUGCCCAAGGACAACAUUUUGUUGGUCAGGGACACUCGGACCAUACGUGGAUCAGAAUUGAGACUGCUUUUAUCGUCUCCUGGACAGAGAAAUAAUCCACACUCGAGGACGAGAGGGAGGAGGAGAUCUUUGUGUCCUUGAAGUUAUUUUCACCUCUGGACAACCUGUGGUGCUUAGGUACACGCGGCUGGAACUUGGAUCAGCAACUUCGGUAGUCCCCUGACCAGUGCAAUUGUCACUAUCUGAGGUGAACAAUCUUCAGCCAUUCAAGUGAGAGCCAGUGAAGAAACACUGUUUCCCCAUAGUGGAAUCUGAGGCUUCAUAAAUGAAGUACAGUGCUAAUCGUGUUAAUUAUUUUGCUAGCUUUAGCAAUGCUAACAUUAGCUUUGGCUGCUAACCAGGGACUUAAGCUUAAAGAAGAAAUAUGGUGCAUUGAGCUGGCCUUAAAGUUCAACACACAACAGCAUAUAACUAAAAACAAUGGCAAGUUAAAAAAAACACACCACCAAAUAACUAAUCAACGACAAAUAACUAAACACAGUAAUUCAAAAAACACAAAAACUAAACAAAACAUCAAAUAAAAAAACACCUCAACAAAUAACUAAUCACAAUGACAAAUAAUUAAACAACACCUGAUCAAAAAACACAACAACAAAUAAAUAAACUGUGUUGGGAAAGUUUCUUUUCUAUAGGAAUGAUUUCAAAGUUCAAUUCACCAUUCCAAAAUGAACUAGUUCAUAGUUCUUCCCCCCCCCCCCAAUAUGUUGCUCAUGAGGAUAAGCGGUACAGAAAAUGGAUGGAUGGAUGGAUGGAUGUUGCUGACGGGCUAUUUCCCUCAAUGUACUGGAAUUUUAUUUUCUCAUUGUUGCCACCCAUUUAGUCCACACCAGUUGCCAGCUGCAGCUUUCACCCUACUAUCUCAAAAAUAUGAGGAAAAACAUAUUGCUUGAGUAGUCUUUUUUUUUUUUUUUAAUGAAAUAAAACAAAAACAGGACUUUUGUCCUUAAUGCAUAAAGAAAGACAAAGCAACAUUGUGUGACAGGAAUGAUGGUCAAAGGGCAACGAUAACUGCAUUUCUCGUACCUCUGGCCGACUAUAUUAACAAAAUAUUUUAUCUUAUCAAUUCUUAUAAUUCAAAAAAAAAUCAAUUAAUGUUAUGUCAGUGUGAUUCUUGGGGUUGGGCAUCGAGAAUCGAGAACCGAUUGGAACUUGGACUAACAUUCCGAUCGUUCAAAUUAAAAAAUGUUGGUUCCCAGUUUCGAUGCCUACAGUCUGCCGACCCCGAAGAAGAAAGUGGCGAAAACGAUCACGAAUUAGUGGUGUGCGAUACUGCAUAAAAAGGCUGACUCACAUAAAUAAGUGGAGCCGAAUAAUGUGGUCAAAAAGGUAGCACAUUUCCUGAUGUUGGGGUACUUUAGCUUUGUGAGUAAGUUCCAAAACUGUCCAUGAGCUCUGGACUACAGCUCAAUGUCGGCUUGUAGUGUCAAAAUCUCAUCUUCCACUCCAGAAGAGUUCAGGUGAAACAGUGUUGCAAUUUUUGAUGCGAGGGAAUCAACCGCAGCAUCUUCCCAAAAAGGGUGGCACGAGAAUGUAGCGACUGGUUCGAGCAAAGAAAAGUCUUGAAAGCGUUUGUCAAACUCUGACAGACAAUUGUCAAUCAGCUCUGUGUAGCGUGCACUGUCAAGUUGCACACAGGUCAAGUUGCAUCUCCAGCUCUGACGCCAGGUUCUGGAAAUUUGCCAAAUCAUGAUGCUGCAGCUUUGAGGGGAGAUGUUGCAUCUUUAGUUUGAAAGCAUUAACUGAGCUGAUCAUAUUGAUUACUGUUUUGUCUUUUCCUUGCAGCUCUAGAUUAAGGUCAUUCAACAUGUUUGUCAGAUCGGUUACAAAUGCCAAGUCUACCCGCCACUGACGGUCAUUUAGUUGCUUGUAUUCUGCAUGUCCAGCUACACGGAAAAACUCCUUAAUCUCCGGACAGAGCUCUCAAAAUCUUUGCAGGAAUUUCCCUCGACUAAGCCAUAUCACGUGAGUGUGUAGCAACAACUCAAAGUGGUCGCACUCAGCCAUCUCCGAUGUCCUUCCACAUUUGCUGGGUUAAAUCCUCAGCCAUGGCUUCCCAGCGCCGUGUAGCUGUACUUCUUGACAGCUGGAGAGCUUUGAUCAAAGAUAAUAUUUCUGCCUUAUUUUUAAAGUCCCGGAACAAUGCGUCAGCUGCUUCAACGAUAGCCUCUUUUACCAUCUCUCUUUCUUGGAAGGACUUCUUGUUCUUAACGACGACGUGACUCACUCGGAGCGAUGCUCCGGUGGCGGCUUUCGCUUUUGAAGUAUGUUGUGUGAAAAAUAACAGCUGUCCGGGCAACUGGGAUUUUAGUUCCUUCACCUUUCUCUUUCUCAGCUCGCUUUUUGGCGGGAAGUCAGUGUCGUAUUUUCCAUGAACAGUCCUAAAUUGCCGCUCCACAUUUCCCUUCUUUGGUAAUGCGAUGGCAGACUACCAGGUGAGGCAUAGGCAUUUCGAAAAAUGUCAUUGUGAAAAAAUACUCCCCCUACCAUUCCGUAUGAAAGUGGUAAGUUUUUGCCUUCUUACUUGGUCCAGCUGCCCCACUCAUUUUUAUACCCUUUCUUAAGUUUAAGAGAAAACACGGAGAGAUAUAAAUUAGAGGUAACUCACUGACUAACUUUUUAGUUUUGACACACGUAGCGCCGUUGUUUUCGCAUCUCCAGUUAGUUACCUUUUAGCAACGUUGUUUGCGCAUGUGCGUGACCUAAGUGUCAGAAAAAUUCAGAUGUCAUCGAUUAUAUAUGUAUAUUAAUCAAGCGACGGGAUGGAUGCUAGGCUGACGUGUUUUUUUUUUUUUAAUGUCACGUGAUGUCAUGCGAUCUACCAAUACUACCUUCGCCGUCGACUGGUCGAUUGCGAUCAACACAUUGAGCACCCCUGACCUAAAAGAACCGGAAUCGAGAAUCGUUUGGAACCGGAAUCGAAAUGAGGAAUCGGGACCAUAAUUGCUCAAAUUCAAACGAUGCCCAGCCCUAAUGAUCAUACAGUGUUUAACUAAGCAUUCUGAUACAAAUACCGGUAAUAAUUUUCCUAGUAAUAAAUUUUUACAAUUUUGUACCAAAAAACACAUUUGCUCCUAUUUAUGCAGUGUCCCCGAACGCACCUUGCGCACUCACGCAGUUGCGAUGUAAACAUGAAAGCCAGCCGCAGCCACACUGAAUGGCUUGCCAAUAGGGCGUUUUUACCCCGCCAUAUGAAGGCUUUUAUAUUGUGUGUUCAGCCGGCUUCUCUCCUGGAAGUCCCUAACAAAACCUGACACUCUUUAAUUAAAAUUAACUUUAGUUCCAAAACCUUUCACAGACGCCACAAUGAGGGCGUUCUCAAUAACGGUCAUCAGGCAGAAAGUUCAGUUCACGUUCGCCCAAAAUAUGAACCAGUUUGUGAACUUUCGUUCAUUGAACUCGUUCAGGUGCAACACUACUAAACACAGCAAAUUUAAAAAAAUACAACAGCAAAUAACUAAUCACAACAGCAAAUGAAAAAAAAACACAACAGCAGAUAACUAAUCACAACAGCUAAUAGCUAAAUGAAAUGAAAUGAAAAAUCACAACAGCAAAUGAAAAAUCAGAACAGUAAAUGAAAAAAACACAACAGUAAAUGAAAAAUCAAAAUGAAAUUAAGCUACCGAAAGCAGUAGGCACUUGGGGGGGAUAAGACUCAUCGCUGACUGGACGAGAUGGAGAACUUGAUUGGACGCUUUGACCAGGAAGUUAUUCAGCAUAUGCCGUGGUUUUUGAAAUAAGCGUAGCUGCUGUUAUCAAAGAAUAUUUUUAGUCUGGAUAUACAGUAUCUAACCCGUCUUAUUUUGUGCCUCUGCGUUGUGUUCUGGGUUACAAAACUACAGUAACACUUCCUGCGUGGUCGACCACACAUUGCUACGGUGUCAGGUAUUGAGAGACGUGUGCCCCGGCGACUAAUUCAAUGGCCAACACCUUCUUUUAAGGAUUGGGGAGUGGGGUUUGUUGAAAGUACAUCCGCACAGCUUAGCUUACUCCCGUUACACAUACAUACUGUAUGAGGUGGUAAUGGAGAGAUAUGCUCAGGGCUAAUCAUGACAUUCAAAUCAGUAUUCGCACAGUUGACAAUUCAUUUAAAAGAGGUUGGGCUGCACAGACGGUGUCGUCCAAUGAAGUCGUCCCUCUCAUCCAAUCAGCGAUGAGUCUUAUCUCCCCCACCAGUACCUACUGUACCUUUUCCAGUAGAUUGUAAUUUCUUUUCUUUUUUUUCCCCCCAUUUCCUGUUGUGUUUUUUGAUUUUGCUAUUGUGUUUAGUUAUUUGUUGCUGUGAUUAAUUACAGUAUUUCCUGUUGUGUUUCGUUAUUUGUCAUUGUGUUUAGUUAUUUGCUGUUGUGUUCUGCACUUCUGGGCCACCGUGGUGCAUCCCUCAGCUUAUAGAUUUAGACAUUGACACAGAGACAUUGUUUAUAAACCCAUCAACAUUGAACAUGAAAUACAGGUGUGAAAUCAUCCUGAGUGUUUUCUCCAUGUCAAAGCUGUUACCAUUUUCAUAGAUUUAUUCUUUUGAUUUUUAUGUGUGCAUAAUACAGGCCGCAUUGCUCACAUUUUACUUAAGAUCGCAGCUUCGGCCAAGUGUUUCUCUCCUUCCUUCUAUAAUUACAAACAAUAAAUGACAUUUUUUUGGGGGGGGGGGCAAAAGUCAAAUAAGUUGACCACCUUUCCCACGUGGCAGAGUAAUUUGACAUUGUUGGGGUUUCAUCCACUUGUGGAUGAAAAUCUCAAUGCAUGAGAAAAUUCAUAUAUUUGUCUAACCAUGCAUAAAGAAUGUUAUAAUAAGGCUCAUUCAUUUGUGAAAUCAAAUCGUAAAGAGAAUAUAAUGCUUAGCUUGUUAUGGUUUUGGCUCUGAUGGGAUUUUGAGGCGCUUACAAUUUUUCCUCCAUGUAUGUCCAAAGUUUGGAUGCAUUUGAUCAGUAAUUCCACCAUUUGUUUUUCAACACAUCUGUUAUGGCCAUAUUUAAGCUUUUGGUUUCUAUGAUUAUGAUCGACUGAAUGCACUCUAUGAGCACUGAAUGUUGCUGGUGUCUACGGUUUUCUGUAUGUUUAUUUACAUUGGUGUUGGGGUUGGUGUCAGGUUUUCAAUCAUGAUUUUGACCCGUCCAAUCUUGGAUCCUAUAACAUGACUGGUUCGAAAUAAGCAAAAGCUGGUUCACAGAGACGGACAGAACUGAGCUUCACUUUGAACUUUGGGAUUAAGUGGACCCAUCGCCAGACGGAGGUUGAGAGAUUCCCUGAUCCAGACAGGAAAAUGAGUCCUUGACCUAAUGUGAACACUAGUAUGCCACUAUGGAUACGUUAGUUUUUAUGUUCAAUGUUUACAACGACUAAAAUGUGUGGUGUUUUACAGUAUGUAGUUUACCGAAAUGUAGAAUCAGGGGCACUGCAUGUCAAAUCACAGACGAUGUUUGAAAAAUCUGAAUGUAGAACAUCUCAAUGAUGGAAAAUUACUUCCCACACUGUAACUUUGUGCUUUUUAUCUACCAGCGUCCAGAGGCUUGUAUGUAUUUACCGUCUGAAUGUAAUUCCGUUGGUAAUUUAGUGGUUCUCACAGAUGGCCGAGGCUCUGUUAUGUGACAAUGCACCAUUCGGAAUGGUCCUGUGAUUGACUUGCGAUCCAUCCAGGGUUAUCAGCUUUUAGCGCCAAGUCAGCAACAUUGGAGAGCAGGUAAAACAGAUCUUCUUUUCCUUUCGGGUUGUCCCUUUAGGGGUCGCCACAGCGCGUCAUCCGACUCCAUGUAAGCCUAUCUCUUGCAUCCUCCUCUCUAACACCAACUGCCCUCAUGUCUUCCCUCACUACAUCUAUCAACCUUCUCUUUGGUCUUCCUCUAGCUCUCUUGGCUGGCAGGUCCAUCCUCAUCACACUUCUACCAAUAUACUCACUAACCCAUUUCCAUCCUUGUUGCAAAGUCUACCACCAUCUGUCCCUCCAAGUUCCUUUCCUGGAUGCCAAACUUACCCAUCACUUCUUCAUCACCCCUGUUUCCUUCACCAACAUGUCCAUUACAAUCUGCACCAAUCACAACUCUCUCUCUAUCUGGGAUGCUCAGAACUACUUUGUCCAUCUCCUUCCAGAAUUUCUCUUUCACCUCUAGGUCACAUCCUACCUGUGAAGCAUAGCCACUAAUCACAUUAUACAUUACAAAACACUGUCAAUUUCCAGUUUCAGCCUCAUCACUUGAUCUGACACUUAUUUCACUUCCAUGACAUUCUUAGCUAGUUCUUCCUUUAAAAUAACCCCUAUUCCAUUUCUCUUCCCAUCCCACCACAGUAAAAUAAAUUGAACUAAGCUUCUAGCCUUACUGCAUUUCCACCUGCUCUCCUGGACUCACAAUACAGUAUGUCAACCUCUUAAUCAUGCUAACCAGCUCCCGAGAUUUUCCUCUCAACAUUCAAAGUCCCCACAUUCACUUCUAGGCUCUGUGCUUUCCUCUUCUCUUUCUGCCUAAGAACCCGCUUUCCACCUCUCCUUCUUCUUCGAUCCACAGUAGCUGAGUUUCCACCGGCGCCCUGUAGGUUAACGGCGCUGGUGGCAGAUGUUGUUGACCUGGUCCACUACCGAUCCGGAAUGGAAUUCUUUGAUUAACGCUCAUAUUUGUUUGUUUAGUUAGAAGAUACCCUUCCUGACGCAACCCUCUGCAUGUAACCAGGCUUGGGACCAGCCUACAGUUUGCACUGGCUUGUGCCCUCCUUAGGAACAGAACAGGUUAUACAGAUAUAUAAGUAUUUUAUACACAAUCGUAAGCAUUUACUUCAUAGCAGGGGGCGCCUUUGUUGGCCUUAAAACAAUUGUGUUUUGCAUCAAAGUUCUAAAGAGUUGUUGAACUGCCACAAAGUCUAAAACUCAACUUCUCUUCUCAUCAAAAACCUGCUCAUCUGAACUGUAAAUUCUGAUGAUGUUCAUGCAUAUAGUCAUCAACGCUGUUCGUCAUGUUGCCGAAUGAAGCGACCCAUGUCUGUGCAUCUUUAACCAAUCGUCAAACCAGCUGGUUUGGUACUCUUUACUAAUAAAAAUCUUUUUAUUUAUAUUUGAA